AUGUCGGGCCUGGUUGGGGCAGAUAAUCGAUUCGGCCGCGACUUCAAUAACCCAGAUGCAGCAUUGCAAGGAGACAUAGUCGCCCUAUACGAUAUCGGUUGCAUUAUUGGAUCCAUUGUGGUGUUUUUCAUCGGCGAGAGGCUUGGGCGUCGUUGGAUGCUGAUGGCUGGUGGGACCAUCAUGAUCUUGGGUACUGUCAUUCUGGCAACUUCCACUACAGUUGCACAACUGAUUGUUGGUCGGAUCGUCACCGGUGGAAAUGGUAUGAAUAGCAGUACUGCUCCUGUCUACCAGAGCGAGAGUGCACCAUCCAAUAUCCGAGGCACUCUCCUGACUCUACAGGGAACCAUGACCAUCCUCGGACUUUGCAUCGCCUACUGGCUCGACUACGGGACCAGUUUCACAGAUUCUUCGUUGCAAUGGCGCUUUCCGCUUGCAUUCCAAGCUGUAUUUGCCAUUUGUCUGGUUGUUCAAGUGAUUGGACUUCCCGAAACCCCCAGAUGGCUCAUGAAGAACGACCGCUAUGAAGAAGCUCGGGACGUAAUUGCGGCAAUCAAUGAUGUUUCCCCCGAUGACCCUUUGGUCAUUCAAUCGUUGGCCGACAUCGAAAAGGCGGUUCACGAGGAUAUCCAAGGUGACCAAGUCGGAUGGCGAGACUUCUUUUCGCAUGGAAAACUGCAAAAUUGGAGAAGAUUGCUCUUGAUUAUCUUCAUUGAGAUCAUGCAGCAGUUUACCGGUUCUAACAUGAUCAACUACUAUGCCCCUACGGUGUAUACAGAUGCGCUUCACAUGUCCAGGAACAUGUCGAUGAUCUUGUCUGGCUGCACGUCGCUUGCUUAUCUCGUCGGCUCUGCUCUUCCGCUCCUCAUGAUGGACAAGUUUGGACGGCGCAUCCUACUCAUUGUAUCUGCAGCCGGGCUUUCUUUCUGCUUCAUGAUGGUAGCUAUACUUCUCUCCUUUGAUCAAGUGAAGGAUGCAUAUGGAGCCACUGCAUUCAUCUUCCUGUUCCAAAUUUUCUACGGUCUCGGGUGGCUCCCAGUGCCUUGGUUUUACCCAUCGGAGAUCAGUACAACUUCGCUUCGAUCAAAAAGUGCUGCAAUUGCAUCCGCGUUCAACUGGCUAUCUGUCUUCGCGGUAGUCAAGAUCACACCUAUCGCAAUUGAAAACAUCAAUUGGCGCGUUUUUGUCAUCUUCGCCGUUCUGAACUUCCUUUGGAUUCCAAUCGUAUACUUCUUCUACCCCGAGACAAAGGGGCUCGAGCUGGAAGACAUCAACUUGAUUUUUGCCAAGGGUGGCUUCACUGGUGGUGUCUUUUCGUCUGGAGGUCGACCCGUUGUUCCUCACCAGCACGCGCAAGAGACUGAGCUGGAAGGAAAGCAAGAAAGUGACAUGAUCGAGAAUGUGGAGCACCCUUGA
Molecule: messenger RNA, 1416 nt
Organism: Penicillium olsonii
Lineage: Eukaryota; Fungi; Ascomycota; Eurotiomycetes; Eurotiales; Aspergillaceae
Source: the annotation of a GenBank genome assembly